CCCAUGAUUCAGUACAGAAGAAAGGGGAAGAAGGAGGGAGAUAAGUGCUAAAUUAAAUGCUGAAAUGUAGAGGUUUGGUUAAUGAUAUUAAUUCGAUCGUAGUAUCAUUUGUCAGUUACAGUUUCAAGUGAAAUUGUGAGUUUCAAUAUAAUUAUCUACAAUAGACACAGUAGUUUUCGUCACAUUUAAACGUUAACGUUAACAGCUACUCUUCAAAGUAUGGAGGCUAGCACAGAGCGUAAUCCACCGCCAUUCCCUGAGCCUAUGGACCGUGAAAUAAAUUCGGAUAAAUUAGAAGAGGAAAGUGACGAUGAGGGUGAAGACAUUUUCACUGGCAGUAUUAAAUCCACCUCCAGCACCCCAGUAAACCACAUGCCGACAGACAUCUUCACUGAAGAGGGAUCCGGCCCAACUCCACAGUCCCACAUAGUGCCCCAGCAUGACACGAAUGGCCUGCGUUCUGACGAGGAGCAAGAUCUGUUUGCAGAGGCAACUGUGGAGUUAUCCAUUGACAAGGUUAACAACAGAGAAAGAAAGGAAAUCUCAAGGCCAAACCCUUCUAUACAGGACAUUCCUUACAAGCCUAGUGUGGCAAACAAAUCAUUGGAAGAGUGGGAAGAGGAAGAGAGUAGAGACAAGUUUGAGUUAAACAUUGCAGUGACUAAUCCCGAGAAAGUUGGAGAUGGCAUGAAUGCGUAUAUGGCUUAUAAAGUGUCUACUCAGACCACUCUACCCAUGUUCAAGAGCACCACAUUUUCUGUGAUGAGAAGGUUUAGUGAUUUCCUGGGUCUCUAUGAGAAGCUCUUGGAGAAGCACUCGCACCAUGGGUAUAUUGUGCCUCCACCCCCGGAGAAGAGCGUUAUGGGUAUGACUAAAGUCAAAGUGGGGAAAGAAGAUCACUCCUCAGGCGAGUUUGUUGAGCGGCGGAGAGCAGCACUGGAAAGGUACCUGAAGAGAGUUGUGUCUCACCAGAGCUUGCUGCAAGACCCAGAUGUCAGGGAGUUUUUAGAGAAAGAUGAGUUACCUAGGGCAGUGAGCACACAAGCACUGAGUGGAGCUGGCUUCCUAAAGAUGAUCAACAAAGCGUCAGAUGCAGUCAACAAAAUGACAAUCAAGAUGAAUGAGUCUGACAAUUGGUUUGAGGAGAAGUUUCAGGAAGUGGAGAAUGAGGAGCAGCAACUAAGAAAGCUCCAUGCAGUGGUGGAUGCUCUUGUCAACCACAGAAAAGAAUUGUGUGUGAACACGGCUGUGUUUGCAAAGAGUAUGGCAAUGCUGGGAACCUCUGAAGACAACACGGCCUUAUCCAGAGCUCUGUCCCAGCUAGCAGAGGUGGAAGACAAGAUGGAGCAGCUGCACCAGGAGCAGGCCUGCAGUGACUUCUUCCUCCUGGCAGAGCUGCUGGCCGACUACAUACGGCUGCUAGGAGCCGUGCGGAAUUCGUUUGACCAUCGAAUGAAAACUUGGCAGAAGUGGCAGGAUGCGCAGAACACCUUGCAAAAGAAGCGAGAGGUUGAGGCAAAACUUCUGUGGGCUAACAAGCCUGACAAAUUACAACAAGCAAAAGAGGAGAUUACAGAGUGGGAGGCAAAAGUCACCCAAUAUGAAAGAGACUUUGAGAGGAUCUGCACAACAGUUCGCCAAGAGGUACUCAGGUUUGAGAAAGAAAAGGCAAGGGAUUUCAAAAUCCACAUCGUAAAGUAUCUAGAGUCUCUCCUGCUCUCUCAACAAAGGCUCAUCAAGUACUGGGAGGCAUUCCUACCUGAGGCAAAGGCAAUUGUAUGAGUGAAUUCACGGCUAAGAAGAUACUGUCAGCACACUUGACCAAACAACUUGAAAAUGACCAGGAACACUUCUUUUGUAUCCUGUAAUUUUAUGCAAGUACUUCCAUAGCUCUGCGGUGUUGCUUAUGUCUGUACUCUCAUUCUCCCAAUAUUACUCAGUUUCUGGGCCUUAGAGGAAAGUAGUACAUGAAAAACAAGUAUCAGUUGCCCAUUGUGUGUAAAGCCAAGAGUUGGAAAGAGCCAAGACACAGAAAUGGUGUUUACCCUGGAGUGGUCAAGCAGAAGACAUUGUAUCGCAGUCUGUCACCCCCAACAACCUGUCCAACUGGAUUGCAGCUUGUGUAUGGUGGUGAAGGUCUCUGUUAGCAGUGUCAGUGUAUUUAUCAUAUUACUUUGCUUUGUUACUUUAAAUAUUAACACUUUUUUACAAUUACUUUGUUAUUAGCUGAAAUGCAUAUGUAAUGCUUUACAUUCAUUAGAUUAGUAGUAAGUGGUUACUGGCAUUUCCACAUUAUUUUGUGGUAUAUGGCUUGCUUCUUUAUCAGACAGUGUUGAGAGGCAGGGGAGAACAUUGAGCUGGGUACUUGGGGAGCAAAUCAUAUACAGUAUGGGUUAAAUAUUUUGAUUCCACCUUUGAUUCAGCAGAAGAUACUUGACAGUUUGAGAAUUAUUUCCAUACAUUAAACUAAGUGGUAGUGUUGACAUUGUUGGUGUUGUCAAGCUCUGCUGUAUUAUAGACUGCAAAUCAGUGAUCUUACCAGCUACUGCUGGCUGAUUUUUUGCACUGUGUGUUAACCAGUUUUGCAGCUCAGUUGCAUUCCUUGUGCACUUUGUUAAAGAAGGAGUACUAUUAAUAAUAAACAUUUUACUCCUUGUUGUGUUUACAAGUCAUAGACCGAUCUAUACAUUAAAGAGUGUUGUUGCUAGGGUCAGGUCAAAAUUUAAAGGUGUGAUGCUUGAUCCUGGCGAAAGGUCGUUGCGCUGAAAGGCAAAUCAAAUACAAUCCACCGUUCCAUGCCCCUGAAGCAAUCUGAUUGCGCAGGAGUACCACUUGCCGAUUGGCUGGGAUCGUGUAUGGUCUGGUCCAACCCACUUUUUGGUUCAUGAACGGUCCUGGCUCUUUAAAUGGGAGUUUCUUUUUUUUGAGCACACACUGGAUGGACCAGUAGAAGAACGUGAGAAGAAUUUAGCUUAAUUUGGUGAAAAGUGUAAUGACCUACCCUGAUGACUGAGGGAUAAGGGAUGUAAUGUUGUAAUGCAUUUCACAUGUGGUAAAAUGUUAGUAAAAUCAUUGUAUUUA
Molecule: messenger RNA, 3081 nt
Organism: Clupea harengus (Atlantic herring)
Lineage: Eukaryota; Metazoa; Chordata; Actinopteri; Clupeiformes; Clupeidae
Gene: snx1b
Product: sorting nexin 1b
Biological process (GO): intracellular protein transport; early endosome to Golgi transport
Cellular component (GO): endosome membrane; endosome
Molecular function (GO): phosphatidylinositol binding
Source: RefSeq, a predicted model, not a curated record